Messenger RNA from Aspergillus caelatus, 963 nucleotides. Its product is annotated as GMF family protein. The transcript is spliced from 4 exons. Bases 210 to 638 code for a protein of 142 amino acids. Gene Ontology annotation, cellular component: actin cortical patch. Gene Ontology annotation, biological process: negative regulation of Arp2/3 complex-mediated actin nucleation; actin filament debranching. The record is from RefSeq and is a predicted model, not a curated record. Gene Ontology annotation, molecular function: Arp2/3 complex binding; actin binding. Lineage: Eukaryota; Fungi; Ascomycota; Eurotiomycetes; Eurotiales; Aspergillaceae.
GUGGGGAAAAACUCCCUUUCCGCCUCAUCCCACUUUCCGCAAAAACGUGGAGCACCACUUAGUUACCGUUGCUCGUUUCUCCUUUUGUGUUACUUUUUGCGCCAGAAUUCCUGAUCUAAAUAGAGAAAUCAGAAGGCUUUACGGUCUUUCCGAUCCUCCUGGUAACGACCGACUAUAAUUGACUUUGGUCUGGACUGGGCAUUUACAACAUGGCUUCUGAAUCUCGGUUAUAUGCGUUCUCUCCGGAGACGAAGGAGAAAUUGCGCAAGUUCCGUCUGGGAACUUCUAGAGCAAAGGAUCCUCAGGCUAUAAUAUAUAUCAUCGACCAAAAGAAUCAAGAGAUUCGUCCUGAAGAUGGCGAAGUGUACACAAAGAUGGAAGACCUGGCCGAUGAGCUCCCUGACUCAUCACCCCGUUUCAUCCUCCUGAGUUAUCCUUUGACGCUGAAAUCCGGUCGCCUUUCGGUUCCUUACGUCCUUCUGUACUGGCUUCCAGAGAACUGCAACCCAAACUCGCGAAUGAUGUACGCUGGUGCCGUCGAAUUGAUGCGUAACACCGCAGAAGUCAAUCGUGUGAUUGAAGUUGAGGAAGACGAUGACAUUAUCUCCAUCGAAUCGAAACUGCAGAGUGAGGACUGAGCCCAAACGUUCAUUCUGGGUAGAUGGUUUUAUUUGUUAAACUACUUCAUGAUAUUGGCGCUUCUACUUACGGCCGGCGUUAUGCACUUGACAUUAUUUACUCUUUAAUAUAUUCGAGAUGGAUGACGGCGAUGUUUGGUUUGGUAAAGCGAUACAUAUACUUUCAACCGAAACCUGGAAUCUUUUAUGCGGAUGAGAAUCUACUACCAGGUAAUGCACUCUGGCGUUCUUGAAAAAUAUAUCGUGAUGUUAGCAGGCUCAGGGUCGUGCCAUGUCCCCGGCUUCGUGAGGUCAAGCUGACAGGGCACGGUAAGAUUCCAUCCAU